GGGAUUUGGUUCGGAAACGAACAAUUCCGGAUUUGGUGUAUCGCGUAUCAGAAAAAAUAUCAAAAUGAAAGUACCCUCGUGAUAUAUUCUACGAAAACCGAAUAUAUUGCAUUUUAAACGUGGCUUAGUUCUUAAGCACAACAUUAUUCGGCAUGUGACAGCAUGCUGUAAUAUUAACCGUAUUGGGAAAAACGAAACUGAGGACGCAUAAUAGAUCUUUGUUUAUUACUUGCUGGUUGAUAAACUACCCACACUGUAUAAAAAUUUGAUCGCUUUUGUUCAUUCUACGCUGUAAAUCCACAUAUUCAUCAUACAAAAUUGGAGAAGAUUAGGGGGCCUAGUGCGGGCACGUUCGAGAACCGUGGUGGUUGGUGAAUGGUGUUGCAGAUAGACUCGGUGUGGGGUUGGGCGUCACCCCCGUUGCGCCUCCAGCUAGGGGGGUCGAGGGGCGCCUCGGGGAGAGCGACCGCGGGCGCCCCAUCCUCGCAGAGGAUGGGUGAGAUGGUCGUGGAACGCGCGCCUUCCCCAGCUCGCCUCAGCCAUACAUCCGAAAAACAUCCUCGUGCUACGCUCACAGAACUCAACGUCCUUCGUCGGCAUCGCGAACUCUGCGAUGUCGUGCUCAACGUCGGAUCUAGGAAAAUAUUUGCGCAUCGUGUUAUUCUAUCUGCAUGUAGUCCGUACUUCAGAGCAAUGUUUACUGGGGAGCUGGCGGAAUCUCGACAAACUGAAGUUACGAUUCGUGACAUAGACGAAAUGGCAAUGGAAUUAUUAAUAGACUUCUGUUACACUUCUCAUAUAAUCGUCGAGGAAGCAAAUGUUCAAACUCUCCUUCCAGCAGCGUGCCUUCUCCAGCUAGUAGAAAUUCAGGAUAUAUGUUGCGAGUUUCUCAAACGCCAACUCGACCCUUCGAAUUGUCUGGGUAUACGAGCGUUUGCGGAUACUCAUUCUUGCCGUGAACUUUUACGAAUCGCGGACAAGUUCACGCAACAUAAUUUUCAAGAAGUAAUGGAAAGCGAAGAAUUUCUAUUAUUACCCGUUGGCCAAUUAGUAGAUAUUAUCUCCUCCGACGAAUUGAACGUACGAACGGAAGAACAAGUGUUUAGCGCAGUUAUGAAUUGGGUUAAAUACAAUGUCAGUGAAAGAAGGCAGCAUCUGGCGCAAGUUUUACAGCAUGUACGACUGCCCCUACUGAGUCCAAAAUUUUUAGUUGGAACCGUAGGAUCCGAUCUGUUGGUUCGAUCCGACGACGCGUGUCGAGACUUGGUGGACGAAGCAAAGAAUUAUUUGUUAUUACCGCAAGAACGGCCAUUGAUGCAAGGGCCAAGAACCCGUCCUAGAAAACCUACUAGACGCGGUGAAGUUUUAUUUGCCGUCGGCGGAUGGUGUUCCGGCGACGCGAUUGCCAGUGUAGAGAGAUUCGAUCCUAAUACCGCUGACUGGAAAAUGGUCGCUCCGAUGAGUAAAAGAAGAUGCGGCGUUGGUGUAGCCGUGCUAAACGACUUGUUGUACGCGGUUGGAGGUCACGAUGGACAAAGCUAUUUAAAUAGCAUCGAACGAUACGACCCCCAAACGAAUCAGUGGUCCUGCGACGUGGCACCUACUACAUCUUGUAGAACUAGCGUAGGUGUUGCUGUGUUGGACGGUUUUCUUUAUGCUGUAGGUGGUCAGGAUGGCGUUCAGUGUUUAAAUCACGUUGAAAGCACUGUGUUGUACAGAUACGACCCCAAGGAAAAUAAAUGGUCCAAAGUAUCGCCGAUGACCACUAGAAGACUUGGAGUGGCUGUCGCCGUACUAGGCGGUUAUUUAUAUGCCAUCGGCGGGUCUGAUGGCCAAUCGCCUUUGAACACGGUAGAAAGAUACGAUCCAAGGCAAAAUAAAUGGUCUCAAAUAUCCCCUAUGUCUACGAGACGUAAACAUCUAGGCUGUGCUGUAUUUAAUAAUUUAAUUUAUGCUGUCGGAGGACGAGACGACUGUAUGGAACUUUCGAGCGCGGAGCGGUAUAAUCCUCAUACAAAUUCUUGGAGCCCGAUAGUUGCUAUGACAUCAAGAAGAAGCGGAGUGGGAUUAGCGGUAGUGAAUGGUUUACUAUACGCCGUAGGUGGAUUCGAUGGAACUGCCUAUUUGAAAACUAUUGAAGUGUACGAUUCGGAACAAAAUCAAUGGAAACUGUGUGGGUGUAUGAAUUAUAGAAGACUUGGUGGAGGUGUGGGAGUAAUGCGGGCCCCUCAAACCGAAAACUACAUUUGGUAGCUCAGGCCCCCCUCUUCAGCCCAAAUGGCUGAAACCCCAUUAACUCCUCUCACGCCGGUAACUCCUGUUACACCUGUAACUCCUCCCGCUCCUGUAUCGGUUCCUGUUGUUAUAACUAAUACUAGAAAACGCUACCGCCGAUCGAUGAGCAUUAUAUAAUAUAUGCAUUUUACAAGACUUUGCCUUUCUAAAGAUAAAGUCAAUUUCAUUAUAAAACAGUUUUGCAUUCUUUCUUCAGCUUAUCGUCCACUUUAAAUAUUAAUUAUUUCCAUUUAGAUGCAACACAAUUAUUUUGUACUAAAAAUGUAUGUAUAUUUUUCUAUUUAUAUGGAACAUAUGUUCUUCGGUAAUAUUUAUACUGCCACGAUUUUAAAAUUAUUUCCAUAAUGUCUUAUUUUGUAAGGUAUUUUUCUUAUUCUAUUUAUAGGUCCUCUUAUGCAUCACACGAUGCAAAUUGCAGCGGUUAUAGACUUAAGUAUUUUAUUAUUGUAAUUUUUUGAUAAAGCAGUCGUGUACAUCGUGAACAUUUUAGUAAUAUAUGUAUAUGUAAAAAACAAAUAGAAAGGCAAAAUCUCUUCAAAACGCAAUAUUCAUUUCGAUGGGAUGCUCGCACCUUCCAUUUUUCAGUGAUUUAAAAAAAUAAUGUUUGAAAGUCCGUACUGAAGUUUAAACUUUGUUAUGGAGGGCUGCUUGCACACCCACUGAUGCAAUAAUAAAAAUUUAACCAAUCAGAUUGUUUCUGUUUCGAUAGUAUGCUUUUUACGUGUAUCGUAUCUAUCAAUAAGACUGAACUAAAACCAAAAAUUACGUAAAAAAUAAAUGAAACGAUGCUUCUGGCUCUAAGCACAUUUUUGUUUCAAAACAAUGGACAAAACACAUAUAAGU
Molecule: messenger RNA, 3138 nt
Organism: Colletes gigas
Lineage: Eukaryota; Metazoa; Arthropoda; Insecta; Hymenoptera; Colletidae
Gene: dbo
Product: kelch-like protein diablo
Exons: 6
Coding region: 376-2253 (625 amino acids)
Molecular function (GO): protein binding
Source: RefSeq, a predicted model, not a curated record